Molecule: messenger RNA, 1842 nt
Organism: Acanthopagrus latus (yellowfin seabream)
Lineage: Eukaryota; Metazoa; Chordata; Actinopteri; Spariformes; Sparidae
Gene: kansl2
Product: KAT8 regulatory NSL complex subunit 2
Exons: 10
Coding region: 135-1649 (504 amino acids)
Cellular component (GO): NSL complex
Source: RefSeq, a predicted model, not a curated record
UCAGCCAAUCAGAGCUCUGCGGGGGAGGGCUCUAUCUGUAUCUGCAGUGGCUGUGGCAGUUAUCGGGGAAUGCAGGAAAACCGACGUAGUGCGCCUGCGGAGCGAGACUAGGGUGGACGACAGACAGGAAGACGAUGAACAGGAUACGAAUCCACGUUUUGCCUUCAAGCCGGAAUCGGGUGGCCCAGACACCCCGUCCUCAGGAGCCCCAGGCAUGCGCCUUCACCCAGCGACCGUGCUCCCAGCCCCGCCUGGAAGGCCUGGAGUUUUGCAUCAAACACAUUUUGGAGGACAAGAACGCUCCAUACAAGCAGUGCAGCUAUGUCUCUGCUAAGAACGGCAAGCGCUGCCCCAACGCUUCACCGAAGGUCGAGAGGAAAGAUGGAGUAACGUUCUGUGCAGAGCAUGCUCGCAGGAAUGCCAUGGCUCUCCGAGCUCAGAUGAGGAAGCCGCUUUCUGGUCCGUCCCCUGAGGUACUGUUGUCUCAGCUAAGUGGAUACAACCGUGCAGAGGCGCACGGUGUCGAAGGAGGUCGUUCUGAAGCUAACCGCAUUUUAGAUGAGGACAGUCUCAGUGAAGAGGAACAGGGUCCCUUGGUAUUAGACCAGACGUGGAGAGGAGACCCUGACAGUGACGCAGACAGCAUUGACAGUGAUCACGAGGAUCCGUUGAAACAUGCUGGAGUGUACACUGCAGAGGAGGUGGCGCUCAUCACUCGCGAAAAGCUCAUUAGACUUCAGUCGCUUUACAUUGACCAGUUCAAACGCCUGCAGCACCUGCUUAAGGAGAAAAAGCGCCGAUACCUUCACAACCGCAAAAUGGAGCAUGAAACUCUUGGGAGCAGUCUGCUGACAGGACCCGAAGGCCUGUCCAUGAAGGAGAGGGAGAACUUGAAGAAACUCAAAGCUCUGCGCCGAUACCGUCGUCGGUACGGUGUGGAAGCCCUGCUGCACCGGCAGCUUAGGGAGAGGAGGCAGGCUGUGACCGAAGGAGCUCCUCAGCCACACACGAGAACAGCGUUAGAGAAGUGCAUCUCCUUUGUGGAGGGAACCCGGUGUACCAACCCCUGCCUGCCUAUGACCCGGCACUGUGUCUCCCACAUCUACCAGGACAGCAAUCAGGUGCUUUUCAAAAUGUGUCCAGGCAUGAAAGAUGUCCCAUGUGACCGUACCGUGCACAUGGGUCAGUCUGACGAUCCACGCUGCCCGCUUCACCUCACCCUGCCUCCCCCCAUGUACCAGCCUGAGCAGGAGCCUCCACCACAGGAGCAGCUCACCGCUGCGAGCAGAGACAUGUAUCUGAGUGCAGCAGAGCUUCAGCCCACAGAGAGCCUUCCCCUAGAGUUCAGUGAUGACCUGGAUGUGGAAGGGGAUGGCAUGCAGGGUCCUCCGUCCCCCCUACAGUUUGACACUGCCCUGGCCCUGGAGGACCAGACCAUCAGAGCCAUCGCUGAGGCCCCGAUGGACAUCCUGACUGGAGAGGACCCAGACCAGGUCGACCUGGACGCCUCAGGACAGGAGCUCUCAGAGAGAGAUGUGGAUGCCAUCAUGGAUGACCAGGUGGUGUCGGAGGUUGUAGGAGGUGAAGAAGACACCACUGAUAAUUCCCUCCAAGAUGUGGACACCGCUGCAGUCGAUGCACCCAGAUGAACAACCCUGUUUUUAAAGUUAGACUUUAUGUUGGAGGUUCAGACUCCUAGUGAACAUUUCCAAUAGACUCUUAGACAAUACGUUCAUUGAUUGUUCAUCUGUUUGUCAUGUGGGUGUAUUUAUUUCACCCAGCUAUGAAACUAUUACCCAGUUCCUUGACGGUUUGUCAAAUAAAAUAACAUUUAAAAAUGGA